Molecule: messenger RNA, 2029 nt
Organism: Priapulus caudatus
Lineage: Eukaryota; Metazoa; Priapulida; Priapulimorpha; Priapulimorphida; Priapulidae
Product: zinc finger CCHC domain-containing protein 4-like
Exons: 1
Coding region: 472-1851 (459 amino acids)
Biological process (GO): rRNA methylation
Cellular component (GO): cytoplasm; nucleolus
Molecular function (GO): zinc ion binding; nucleic acid binding; rRNA (adenine-N6-)-methyltransferase activity
Source: RefSeq, a predicted model, not a curated record
AACAUGUCAGCGCUCAUCUUGCUUCACCACGUAAUAUUGCAGGAGAAGUUUGAGUAGGCUAAAGAAAGAAUUAGGCCUACUAGUACUAGUAGUUAUGACAGCUGUGGAAUAUUGAAAGGUUUCUUCUCCUGCAACGUUUAAUGUAAUGCAACAUAACAUGUGGUAUCAGCUAAUAGAACGGCUUGGUGCACAACAAUAAUUGAUUGGUGCAACUUAUUGAUUAGUGCCAGUGGCAAUCCCGCAUUAAUUCGACCGGUGUGCAUUUGUCAUGAUAUGAAAUGACAGGACUGUAACACUAUUCAAACGAACGGUUGCUGCCUAUACAUGAACUGUUGGCAUCAUAACUGUUGAGACGACGAUUCCGAGUACGGGUUGUGUACGUGUACACAAGCUCGUGUACAUGCGUAAAAAUCUCGAGUAAAACGAAACCAUUUUGAACAAAUAGCUAUUAACUCAAUAACAACUACCAAGAUGAACCAACCAUCUAAUUCAGGAGUAUUGGUUGUGUCCGUAGACUGGGAUUGUCAUCCAUCUUGCCAGCAUGGUCCAACAGUUCUCUUUCAACGGUACACGAAGGACAACUCCACAAGCAGACAGUUUUAUGCUUGCUCAGCAUGCCGCGAUCGAAAAGACUGUUCCUUUUUUCAAUGGGCAGACGAUAAGCUUUCAUGUGAGCGGCUGGCUAUGCGCAAGCAAGUGAGCGAGGCUUUUCAUUCAGAGAAGUCAAUGCAAGAGGAGCAGCAGUUGAUAUUAAGGAAAUGCUUGGAUUCUAAGGAUUACCAGAACAAAUACUGCACAACUUGUGGUCUAUUGCUGCCACCUGGUGAAUGUUUAAAUCACGUUAACCACAAUGUGAAAAAUGUCAGUGUAUCAGAUUUAACCCAACCAACGGCCAUCAUUCGCGCGCAUACCAAUAAUAAGAUGGAAGCCCAAUACUUUUUUUCACGGCAAACAUUGUCUUUUCUCAUGGCAACGUUCAAGGAACUUUCCAUAGAUUCAGUUCUCUGCAUAGGAACACCAACCAUCCAUGAGGUUUGUGUGAAUCAGGGUGUGAUAUCAAGCUAUUUAUUGGACAUAGAUCAACGCUACGAACAAUUCUAUCCAGUAAAUAAGUUUAGCCGCUUCAACAUGUUUAACAGGCACUUUUUCAACGGGGAAAAGGGUGCAGACAAUGUCGACCUUAUUUUGCAUAAGCAAAACCUUGCCAUCAUAAUCGACCCACCAUUUGGCGGACUCGCUGAACUUUUAGGUGGGACACUGCAGCAUUUCAUGAAGAGAUGGAAGACGUUACAUGCAAGAGAAAAGAGGGAAUUGCCGAUUUUCUGGGUUUUCCCGUACUUCUUGGAAGAGAAAGUGAAAGAGAACCUUCCAAACGUGGUAAUGCUCGACUACGUCGUAGACUACGCGAACCACAGCUCGUUCAAGUCUGACAAGAAGCGUAAAUCGCCGGUAAGGAUAUUUACAAAUGUGUGUGCAGAGCGCAUUGCAUUGCCGAAAGAACAGGGGUACUGCUACUGCAAUGAGUGUCACCGAUGGGUCACAUCGGAAAACAAGCACUGCAGUGUUUGUAAUGUUUGUCCUUCAAAGGACGGAAAUCCGUGGAAACACUGCUUCAAGUGCAGUAAAUGUGUAAAAGGUUCAAGAGAGCACUGUGACACCUGUCAACAUUGCGUUCUGCCUAAACACAUUUGUGGUGAACUGGCAAAAUCAAAGGCAGGAUGUCACAUGUGUGGUGACAUUGGACACAAGAAGCGAGACUGUCCAAAAGUAACGGCUGCAUCACAUCGUGGAAAAUGGAAAAAAAGAUCACUUGGCCAAAAGAAAGGGAAUGCUAAAAAGAUGAAACGUUAACCGUGGUUAGGCAAAUGUUUAGCUUCAUAUUAACAGGAAGUUUUUGACACAUGUAUUGAUAGGAAGUUGAGAUGUACAGGAACUGACAAAAAAGUUGCACUAGGAAACCUAUGAAGCCUUUGAAAUUUUGUUUAAUAAUUAUGUGUUUAUUCAAUCCAUUAAAACGAUUUAGCUACAA